Molecule: messenger RNA, 1572 nt
Organism: Pseudophryne corroboree (corroboree frog)
Lineage: Eukaryota; Metazoa; Chordata; Amphibia; Anura; Myobatrachidae
Product: protein kinase C delta type-like
Exons: 1
Coding region: 60-1445 (461 amino acids)
Biological process (GO): peptidyl-serine phosphorylation
Molecular function (GO): protein serine/threonine kinase activity; ATP binding
Source: RefSeq, a predicted model, not a curated record
AUCUUGUGACUGCUGGUUUGUUUUAUUCUCUCAGUCCUAUUCUUGUCUUUGGACAUAACAUGGGAACUACUAGGAGAAAGAAAGCUAAAGAGAAACGUAGAUACAAAGGCAAGCAGGUAAAGAGGAGCAGGAAACUGAGCAAAAGAGCAAAAAAGCAGGCUGCCAAGAAAAAGAUGAGAAGAAAUGCAUUGGUGGCACGGAUACAGAAAGGCUGGGGACGAUUUUCGGCAUUUCUGAAAAAGAAGAAAGAUCAGUUCCUACAUUUAUGUAGCAGAUUUCCCAGAUUUUGGCACAGGAGAAACAUGGAUCAGCAAAUUGCACAAGAGAGUGGCACUAUGCCCACCAGCCACAACAACACAGCCACUGCCCCCUUAACAGUUGAAACAUUUACUUUCCACUCACUACUUGGAAAGGGAGGUUUUGGCAAAGUGAUGCUCGCAACAGAUGCUAUUCGUAAUGAAAGAGUGGCAGUUAAGAUCUUAAAGAAGAGAGCAUUACUACAAGCCCUAAAAAAGAGGCCACUAAUAAAACAUGAGGACAUUUUGGUCGAGAGUCGAGUCCUUCAGUUGGCAAAUGAAAGCAGUUUCCUAAUCCAUGGAAAUGCGGCAUUCCACACAGAGAACUAUCUAUACUGUGUAAUGGAACUGGCUGACGGAGGGGACCUAUUCCAUUUUUAUGAUGAGAACUUUCUGGAGCCAACCACAAUAACGUUUAUAGCGGCAGAGCUGGUCUGUGGCUUGCAGUUCAUGCAUUCCAGAGGAAUAAUACACAGAGACCUAAAAUUGGGUAACGUUUUGCUGACCACAGACGGACAUGUAAAGAUCGCAGACUUUGGUCUUUCCCUCCUGAAUACACGUGGAAAAACCAAUGCCAAAGUACUUGGUGGAACACCUGCCUAUAUGGCUCCAGAAAUUCUAACUCAACAGUCAUACAGUGCAGCUAUAGACUGGUUCGCAUUUGGUGUUAUGAUACAUUUACUCGCUUUACGAGAGUACCCUUUUCCAGGAGAGAAUCGUGCAGAGAUAACGAAGAAUAUCCUUACACAAGAACCACCAAAUUUGUGGCUUACUGAUGAUGUAACAGGGGACUUUAUAUCCAAACUCCUUUGCAAGAACCAGUCCCGCCGGCUCGGGGUAAAGGGCAAUGUGCGAAAACACCGCUUCUUCUCUUCAAUUAACUGGAAGAUGAUAGAAACUGGAAAAGCAACAUCCCCAGUAAAACCAGACAAGACCUCCAUGUAUACUGGUCAAAAACAACAAAUCCAUGCGCCCAACAGUGAAGCAUUCAAAGAGCCAAUUGCUGCAAUGGACCAAAGCAUUUUUGAUAACAUUCAAUUUGUUUGCCCUAAAUGGAGUGAAACAUAUCAUAAUGUGCCAAUGGAAGUAGAUCCUGUAUCACCAGAGUAUUACGACCUACUUGCUGCCUGCCUCGACGUCUACUACUAAAUAUCUGGAGAGGCACAGCUCUACCAUCUGCUCUGGGCUACCUCCCUGGAAGCGCGCCACCUGCUACUUCUACCUACCACCACCUGCUUGCCGCAUCCUCGGCUGAGGAUGCACUAUGAGAGCUGGG